CAGUUGUGAUUUGAACUUUAAACGAAUUGGAACGCGGUUUUUCUAAGCGGAACAGACACACAGUUUUAAUAAAGUGAACAGACAAUGUGCUAAAAAACAUUUCAAGAGGAAGUAAUUGAAGGAAAAUUCUUAAAGAUGUCAAGCCAAUUGAGAAGAAUAUUGGUUCUAUUAUUUGCUUGUCAAAUAUUGCAAAAUGCCGUUGCAGUGGGACAAGGUGUACACAAUGGCCACGAUUACUACGACGAAGAUGAGGAUGGCGAUUUUGUGCCCGUUGAACCGUGCAACGUUGUUCGACCCGGCGAUCCCGAUCUAACUACCUACGAUAUCCUCCAUUCCUAUCGUUUCGAUGAGUAUCAAUACGAGGCUCAGGGCGUUACACAAAUCGGCGGCUCGACAGGCUAUCAGCAGGCCUAUCACAUCAGUGAAUAUUCAAAUAUGACCAUCGAAUCGUCGCGAGCCUUUCCCAAGGGUAUACCCAAUGAGUUCUCGUUCGAGUGUACUUUCCGAGUGCCACAGCAACAGCCCCGCUACGAAUGGUAUCUGUUCGAGUUGAGCGACUACGAGUAUGAAUCGCUAAUGAGUGUGACCAUAAAUCCGGGAAUAAAUGCGAUUGAAUUUUCAUUGCCUAAAUUUGACGGGUCACUGCAGACGGUGACAUUUGAGGAAAUCGAGAUUUUCGAUCGUUCUUGGCAUAAGGUCAUGUUGGGUGUCAGCCAGGAUGGUGUACGUCUGUGGGUGGAUUGUAAACCUGUGCCGGAUAAUCGUGGCAGCUUUAAGGCACCCUUGGAUGUGAGGGGUCCCAUUGACGCCACCGAUGGUGCCUUUACUGUGGCCCGUACCUGUUCCAGCAAGGAAACUGUACCGAUCGACCUACAAUGGAUGAUAUUUAGCUGUGACAAAGACAAACCGGCCACCACAACCUGUGAGGACCUUCCCCAAUACAUUCAAACCAACACGAGUCGUCCCCAUUACGAAUGGCCAAAACCAGAAACAACAACCACCACAAAUCGUUUUAGGCCCGAUAAUAUUGAAAGCACCACGACGCCACGAGAACCUUUUAACAUCGGAUAUUUGGAUACAACAACAGAGAAAUUUUGGAACAUUGAUAGUACCCCAACGUAUUCAUUCCAUGGCAAGGAAGUCGUAACAUGCCCCGAACAGUGUCCAAGUGGUCCACACGGCCUACCGGGACCACCGGGUCUAAGGGGUUUGCCUGGAGCUCCCGGUCCUGCUGGUAUUCCCGGAAAUCCGGCUCCUUCCAUUGGUACAUAUGGCCAGGUGGCUGGUGUGAAGGGUGAAAAGGGAGAUGCAGGCCUGCCGGGCAUGUGGGGAUUGAAGGGUGAAAGAGGAGACAACGGUCUGCCCGGUGUCCCAGGCAUGAAGGGCAUUGCUGGUCUGCCGGGUCCCCAGGGACCACCCGGUUUUGGCAUACAAGGUCCUCCCGGUGAAUCUGGUGAAAAGGGAGACAAGGGUGACAGAGGUUUGCCUGGACCACCUGGUCCUCCCGGAGUUGUCUCACCCCAAGAGGGACAAUUGGGAUUGGCAGUUCAAGGCCCCCCUGGUGAACCUGGCACACCUGGAGAAAAGGGCGAAAGAGGUCUUCCGGGCUUAGAUGGUGCCGAUGGACGUCCUGGACCUCCAGGUCCACCUGGCCCUCCUGGACCCGCCUCGGUACAUAACGAAGCUGGUUGGGAAACUAAGACUGGUCCCAUGGGACCACCUGGUAUGCCCGGAGCACCAGGUCAACCUGGUCAACCGGGCCCACAAGGUAUGCCUGGAACGCCCGGUCUUCCUGGCCAACCAGCUGACAAUUUUAAUUACAAUUUUGAUGAGGGUCGUAUCCGAGAUAUUUGCAUGGCUGUGGUGCGAGAUUAUAUCAGUGAAAUUUCGCACACUCUCAUGGGACCACCUGGGCCACCCGGCCGUAGGGGUGUGAGUCGUCCAGGACCACCUGGACCUCAGGGCAUACAGGGUGAACCUGGUCCUCGAGGCCCACAAGGUGAGCGUGGUUAUCCUGGCCUAAAUGGCCACCCGGGGGCACCUGGAGAAAUGGGCCCACCCGGACGUGAUGGCGAAAAAGGUGAUCGUGGUUAUCCCGGUGAGGGUCGUGAGGGACCCAUGGGACCACCUGGAGCCCCAGGUCCUGCUGGAGUGGGUAUUGAUGGUGCUCCCGGCAGACCCGGUGAACGUGGUGACACUGGUAAACCAGGUGAACCUGGCACUCGUGGACCUCCAGGCCAGCCUGGCAGUUGUCCAGAUUGCAGUUCAUACAUGGCAGCUUAUACUUAUCCUUUGCAAUUGGCCCAACAGCAAUGGAACAAUAAGGGACCGCAAAAUAACAAGGGACCCCAGAAUUACUACAACAAGGGACCGAAUUAUUGAAGAUGGUCAGAGGAAAAAAUGCAAACAAAAAAUAAUGAUGUGUUCACAAAGCUGCAGCAGUAGCCAAUAAGAAAAUAUUUUAUGUAAUCAUUUAGAGUCGAAAUAAAUAUUGAA
Molecule: messenger RNA, 2496 nt
Organism: Musca domestica (house fly)
Lineage: Eukaryota; Metazoa; Arthropoda; Insecta; Diptera; Muscidae
Product: collagen alpha-1(IX) chain
Exons: 9
Coding region: 136-2382 (748 amino acids)
Source: RefSeq, a predicted model, not a curated record